Molecule: messenger RNA, 926 nt
Organism: Mytilus californianus (California mussel)
Lineage: Eukaryota; Metazoa; Mollusca; Bivalvia; Mytilida; Mytilidae
Product: microfibril-associated glycoprotein 4-like
Exons: 6
Coding region: 56-880 (274 amino acids)
Source: RefSeq, a predicted model, not a curated record
UCUACGCAUUUUCAAAUCUGCGUAUAAAUGCUACGUGUUAAGAAAAGGCUAUCAUAUGAAUGAACCGAGAAUUCGAACUCAGACCAAAAUGGUCCUGAUGAAAAAAAUAUACAUAUGUGUCUUCCUUGUUUCGUUUUUGGUUGGUGAAACUACUCAAGAACCUGGGAUAUGUUUUUAUGGAGAAGAAGCAUGGACACAGGCAAAGGAUUAUUUCACACAACCAUCAACUUGCCAUGAAGGAAGACCUAUUGACUGUAAUGAUAUUCCUGGCAAAUGUCCAAGUGGAGUAUAUAAGGUGUUUCCAAAGCAAACACAAGGAAUUGAUGUUUAUUGUGAAAUGAAUUUAGACGAAGGACACUGGACGGUUUUUCAAAGACGAGAAAAUGGCUAUGUUGACUUUUACCGCGGAUGGAAUGACUACAAAUCAGGAUUUGGGAACCCGAAGAAUGAGUUUUGGCUCGGCAACGAAAAUUUGCACUCUCUAACAUCACAACACAACUAUGAAAUGAGGAUCGAUUUAAUCGAUUUCGAUGGAAACGCGGCAUUUGCAAAAUAUAAAGUUUUUGCAAUUGGAGAUGAGAGUUCGAAGUUCAAACUAACCGUAAAUGGAUAUCAUGGCACUGCAGGUAACAGCAUGGAAUACCACAGCGGCCAUGGUUUCUCAACAAAGGAUAGCGAUAACGAUAACCAUUCUAGUCACUGUGCUUUAGUGUAUUCUGGAGCCUGGUGGUUUAAUGCCUGUGUAAAAGCUGAUCUAAAUGGUCAGUAUUUUCUGAAGACACCAGACUCCGCCCAUCGAGGUGUUUACUGGCGUGCCUGGAAAGGAUCAAACUAUUCUUUGAAAGGCUCAUUGAUGAUGAUACGUAGAGUGUCAAUUUAGAAUUCACACAUUAUAAGAAUUUUGAAUAAAUUAUUAGUAUUGUGUA